GAUUUCAAUUCCAAUCAGACGAGUAAUGCAGCAGACAUCCGUUAAAAAACGUGGUACUCUGGUAAAAAAUUCGACAUCCUCAUGAGACUCAUGAACCGGGAACAGAGGCCGGAAUCUGAUACAGAACAGAGCGAAACCAUGAAGGGGAAAGAAGACGACGUAGACAAAGCAGCUCGAACGAAGAUUCUCUUGACGUCACUCUCGGCAAUGGUGGCGGAGACGACGACCUUUCCCAUCGACAUUACGAAGACAAGGCUUCAGCUCCACGGCGACGAUUCUCACUCCUCCUCCUCCUCUUCCCGCCGCUCCGCCUCUGCCUUCGGCGUCGCGACCGACAUUGUCCGCCGCGAAGGCCCGCUAGGGCUGUACAAGGGCUUGACCCCGGCGAUUAUCAGACACCUCUUUUACACCCCCAUCCGAAUCGUGGGAUACGAGCACUUGAGGACCGCUUUUUUCCCGGAUGAUCGGCCGGUUUCUCUCUCUAGCAAGGCUUUGAUCGGGGGCGUUUCCGGCGUGUUUGCUCAGUUAAUUGCAAGCCCAGCUGAUCUCAUUAAGGUGAGGAUGCAAGCAGAUGGUCGUAUGAUAAGCCAAGGUCUCCAACCCAGGUACUCAGGCCCUUUCGAUGCUUUAAAUAAGAUCUUACAAAAAGAAGGCAUUGUCGGACUUUGGAAAGGAGUAUUUCCAAACGUCCAAAGGGCAUUUUUAGUGAACAUGGGAGAAUUAGCUUGCUAUGACCACGCAAAACGUUUAAUUAUCCAAAAUCAGAUUGCCGGUGACAACAUAUAUGCACACACUUUGGCCUCUAUCAUGUCUGGUCUUUCGGCGACUGCUUUGAGUUGUCCAGCUGAUGUAGUUAAGACGAGGGUGAUGAAUCAGAUGGUUAGCAAUGAAGGAAAGGUUAAGUAUAGGAACUCUUUCCAUUGUCUUGUGAAGACGGUGAGGGUUGAAGGGCUGGGAGCCCUUUGGAAGGGAUUCUUUCCUACGUGGGCAAGGCUUGGGCCUUGGCAAUUUGUGUUCUGGGUAUCAUACGAGAAGUUUAGACAAGCAGCCGGGCUUUCUUCUUUCUGAUAAAUUCUUUGUCGAUGCGAAUUUGAAUGCUUAUCUUAUUCAGAGUUCGCUUGUAGUUCGCUCGAUUCAGUUGUGAAUUGGAAUGCUUAUCUUAUUCAGAGUUCAAUUGUUGCAGUUCCCUAAAUUCGGUUGUGAACUUGAAUCCCUCUCGAUUCAGAUAAAUGGAAAAGGAUUCAUGUACCAUGUUCAAUUGACUGAGAUGUAACGCUUAGUUUGUUUGACUGUUGUGCUCAAUGAACUCUAUAAAAUGACCAGCCUGGGUUCUGA
Molecule: messenger RNA, 1335 nt
Organism: Rhododendron vialii
Lineage: Eukaryota; Viridiplantae; Streptophyta; Magnoliopsida; Ericales; Ericaceae
Product: mitochondrial uncoupling protein 3
Exons: 2
Coding region: 82-1068 (328 amino acids)
Biological process (GO): transmembrane transport; response to cold
Source: RefSeq, a predicted model, not a curated record